CUUCUCUUCCUUUCUAUUAUUUUCUCUUCUCUUCCUUUCUUUCUCCAACUACCACACGCACACACCAACACCAACACCAACACCACUGCCGACGCGGAAUGUGGCUCUCCUAACAAACUCAACCGACCUUCUCUCCCAAAACCACCACCACUGCCUUCUCUCUCUCCUCUAACCGAAACCCUAAUUUUCUCUCUCGUCUACUCAUGGCUGUGGCUUCUGCUUCCGUGGCCGCCGCCUCCGAGAUCAUCAAAGAGCCGUCGCAGCCGUCUUCUAUGGAGCCUUCUCCCACGCGAUUAUCCUCCGAAACCGUCUACGAUUCCUCCUCCCUCCCCGCCACGCCUGAUCGCGACGAUACUCAGACUGCAACUAUAUUAAGAAGCGAAGAGUAUCGCCAAUUGUUUCGUCUUCCUCCUGAAGAAGUUCUUAUUGAGGAUUUUAACUGUGCAUUCCAGGAAAAUAUACUAAUUCAGGGUCAUAUGUACCUUUUUGUUCACUAUAUUUGUUUUUACUCUAACAUAUUCGGGUACGAAACAAAGAAAAUGAUCCCAUUCCAUGAAGUGACAAGUGUACGAAGAGCAAAGACAGCAGGGAUCUUCCCCAAUGCCAUAGAAAUUUUUGCUGGAUGCAAAAAGUACUUUUUUGGGUCGUUUCUCUCUCGUGAUGAAGCUUUCAAGCUCAUCAAUGAUGGGUGGUUGCAACAUAGUAAUGAUGCCAAACUAAUUACAGACCAGCAGGAUUCAGCAUCUGUAACCAGCAGCCAAGAGAAUGGAGUUGCGAUUGAGGAAGUCACGACCAUUAUUCAGUCAAUUGAAGAAGUGGACUCUAACAAUAGGAACCUAGACAUCUCAAUUGCACAAGGUUUUAUGGUUCCUUCCAAUGUUGAAGAUGUUUCUGCGUCAACAACAAUUGCAGAGCUGCAGGACAUUAUAGAACAGGAUAUAGUAAUUGUUCCGGAAAUUAAGUCUUCAUCUUCAAGCACCACUUCUAUAUGGAAGCAGGAGGAUUGUGAUGCCCCCAAAAUUGCAGAAGGUUAUACAAUGGUUGCAGAAUCACAAUUUCCGAUAAAAGUAGAGGACUUCUUUAAUUACUUCUUUUCAGAUGAUGCAGUUAAUUUUGUCGAAUCAUUUCAUAGUAACUGUGGAGACAAAGAAUUUAAAUGCAAUUCAUGGUAUCCCCAUGACAAGUUUGGGCAUGCUCGUGAUGUAUCAUUUCUGCAUCCAAUAAAACUGUACUUUGGUGCAAAAUUUGGUGGUUGUCAGGAAACCCAGAAAUUUCGGUUAUAUAAGAACAGUCAUUUGGUUAUUGAGACAUCACAAGAAGUUAGUGACGUUCCCUAUGGAGAUUAUUUUCGUGUCGAGGGGCUCUGGGACGUGGAGAGAGAUGCUGAUGAAUCAAAAGAGUGCUGCGUUUUACGGGUGUAUUUGAAUGUUGUAUUUUUAAGGAGAACUGUUUGGAAAGGUAAAAUAGUGCAGUCUACGUUAGAAGAAUGUCGAGAAGCUUAUGGAACCUGGAUAAGCAUGGCGCAUGAGCUGUUAAAGAAGAAGAACCUUGAAAAACAAAAAGAAGAAAAUUCUGUGACUACUGUUGCUCCAAAUGGUGAAGUACACUCUGAAAGAGAAGAAAAACAAUUGGAAUCAUCAGAGAGGAUAAAUGAAUCUAGUGAACAAUUGAGAGUGCAGAAUGUCUCAAAUUUUGUGGCUGUUAACCACCACGUAAACAGAUUACAUCAAGCAAAGUUGGGUGAUGUUUCUUCUUUUGUAUCAUGGAUCAGUGAAUUUAUGGCGAGAAUCUAUUCAUCUAUGAAAACUCAAAGCAACCUUUCCCUGGUCGUGGCUAUAAUUUUUUUUGUUAUUCUCCUAAUGCAGUUGAGCAUACUUGCCCUUCUAGCUAGACCUCAACACAUCCAUGUACACUCACCAGCAGAGUAUAAUAUGGGCAUGGACAGCAAAUUGGGUGGUGGGAGAAUAUCAUCUGAAGCCUUGGUUUGGUUGGAAAAGCGAAUGCAUCACCUCAAAGAUGAGAUGUACAUGGUUGAGGCUCGGCUUGAGAGAAUGCGACAUGAGCAUGCCUUUUUGAAAUCUCAACUCGAAAAUUUUAAGCCUAUUGGUGAAGCCUAGAUAGCUAAAAGCUAGUUGUAUAUCUGUCUCAUUCUCGUGUUCAUAAAACCGGUAUAUACUAUGCUCUUUUUAUUCUUUUCUAAAUGUUUUUAUUGUCCUUGUUAUGCUGUAAUUUUUAGAAUUUUCUUUAAUGUUUCGGCCAAAACCGAUAGGGAAAGCCCAAAAAGAGAAAAAGAAAAAGAAAAGAAGAGGAGGAUGUUAUGAUAGGAGUCAACUGACUUUUGAUAGGGAACUAGUCCAACGUGAUAUGUAGAGUGACUUGCUAAAUAAUGCCUUGUUUGAUUAUCUCUGUGUAACAAAAGAGAGGGAAUUGGUGAUGAAAGCUUAAUUACAGUUGAAGCUUUGCAAUGAUAUAUUUUUUAUUAUGGA
Messenger RNA from Humulus lupulus (European hop), 2486 nucleotides. RefSeq names its product protein VASCULAR ASSOCIATED DEATH 1, chloroplastic. The coding region runs from base 204 to 2117 and encodes 637 amino acids. Lineage: Eukaryota; Viridiplantae; Streptophyta; Magnoliopsida; Rosales; Cannabaceae. The transcript has 18 exons. The record is from RefSeq and is a predicted model, not a curated record. Gene Ontology annotation, biological process: negative regulation of programmed cell death.